GAGACUGGAACUCUAUUCCACACAGACGAACCCACAGAGGCUCGCAAAAAGCCGUCUCGCCUGCAACACACUCACUCUCUUCCUAGCACCGCUUGCAGUGGAUUCUCCAUCUUACUACAUACGUCUGCAGGUCAUUUAGUAGAGAAGCCAGCCCUUCCCCGCCUCAGGGGUCAGCAGAAUAGAGAACAACAUGUGACAAUCAGUGCCUCGAAGUCGACAGCAUGCUUCGAUUCCUUUGGACGAUGGCUCUCUUCUUCUGGUAUUAUUUGCUACUUCACAGCCGAGCUCUGGCCGACGAAGAGGCCACUGGGGAACUGACACCAUCAAGCAAAAAUUCUCCUGAAGAGAAGUCUAGCAUUUACUCGUGGCUUCCAUCCAUGCCCAAGUUUUCCUCAUUUGGCCUUUUUGGGAGCUCAGGUGGCAAAAAUGAAGACGCUGUCUCAACUACAACUGCCAAAGGGGUGACAGAACUAAUCGGUCUCUUUGAAGACCAUGCGGGAUCAGGAGAAGGGAGCAAUUCUGAGGAAUCUCAACAAACCACAAAGUUGACUCAAGGGCUCUUUAUGAGUGUGGCAAAGAUAAGAACUGAGCCACCUCCCACUGGGACAUCAGAUUUGCCAUACAGCAGCAUAGCUCACAGCAACAGUGAGACUUUUGUUUCUCCCACAAGCAGCUACAUCAGAAAUACUCUGUUCACAAACAGUCCUCACAGAAGUAACACUCCUGAACAAAACACAACACAUAUGCUAACACCAUGGAGAUCCACGACAGCGGAGACUUCUAGCACAGGUGCCACUGAAAAUCCCCUCCCCAAUAGUGUUUACCGGGAGACCAUCUUUCAUACAGAAAGGAUUUCCUCAACAAUCCCACCACAAGCUACAGCUCCCACUGCCCUGACAUGGAAAACAGUCCGAACCACAACACCCAACCCGGGACUGGUGGAGACUACUCAAACCAGCACACACCUUCUGGGGCUUGUUACUCUUCCAGCCAUUUCAGAAAGUAAUUUUGUUGGGGAACAAGAAGAUUUAUCUGUUAGUGUUGCCCUUCAUUCGGUUAAAGGAACAUCAGAAAUUCCCUCCACACAAAGUAACUCGAACUUGGGCUUGUCUGAGAUCAGUCUGGUGAACACUGAGCAGCAGCCAGGGGUUACUUCGACUUAUUUAAGGACAGAUCAUACCCCGGUGAAAGGCGCAACCUCAGACAUUAACCCCACACAAAACCCUUUAGACCUGGGUUUCUCUGAGACCAGUACAGUGAACUUCGAACAACAUUCAGAAGUAUUCCCUGCUGCCCUCAAGACGGAUCAUAACUUAGAAGUGGUCAGGACAACAUCAGAAAUAUACCACACACAAAACUACUUAGACAUGGGCUUCUCUGAGUCCACUACGAUGAAUGCCAAACAAGAGCCAGGAGUUUUCUCUUCUACCCUCAGGAAGGAUUCAAAUUUAGUGGCGGCGACCACAAAAGCAGAAAUCCAGACUCCACAAAGCCAUUUGGACUUGGGCUUCUCUAAGACGAGUAUGGUAAAUGCUGAACAACAGCCUCGGGUAUUCUCUACCACCCUCUGGAUCGAUCGUAAUUUAGCUGUGGAAUCCAUACCAAGCACAACUCAAAGCCAAAGGCCCAACUUUCCAAUUGUAGAAGAGCUACCAGGCAAAGAGACUAAGGAAGAGGAUGAGGCUGUGGUUACUUCAACUACAGACGGGGACGCUGACACACAUUUGACAGACACUUCCACAUCAUCUGGAGAGCUACUGAAAACAUCCACGGCACACAACAUAGGUAUCCUCUCUGAAUCUCCAUCAGUACUUCUGUACACUGAAGACUGGACAUCUAACCUACCAAGCAGUGACAGCACCUUACUUCCAGACUGCAAUAAGGAACGCUCUGGAAUCUGCAACCUCUCCUACACCUGGGAUGCCACUACCUCCCUGAGGAUGAAACCCACUCAAAAUAUCACUGCCACAAACCAGUCAACCAACGCCUUCCUAAUCCCAGCUACACCCAUGUUGGUGCCCUUAUACACCGACUGGAACAGCGCCAUGGCGGCCUGGGGCCUGGCGUGGGAGGCCCAUGUCUACGGUGCAGGCGGAGUCUUUGCGGCGCUAACACUCGCCUCUGCACUCAAUCUGCUUUGCUUGCCACUGAGAUGUCCGUCUGGGUGUGGCUAUUUUGCUCUAGUCAGCCUGUUCCUUCUAGCUGCUGCAUGCACCAGGUCCUUCUCCCUUCUUUAUGAUGCCUAUGGCCACCAGGAUCGCAUAUCCUCCACAGAGGCCUCGCUCUUGCUCUUUGAAGCACCUUUUCCCUGUCUUACUGCGGCUUUCGGUUUGGUUUUUCUUCUCCUCUCAAUGCGCUCAAGAAUGCAGCUCUCAUAUUCAGCCUUUCAGAGACCCUGUUUCCUGGCCUGUCUCGUUGUCUUGCACUUUGCUGCUGCAUUUGGUCCAGUGACUUUCUUGAAGUUCUACCGCCAAACGCCCCCUUUGUGCCUCUUUCUGUCGUUGAUCUCUCGUGGAGCCUUUGUGGCACUAGCAACAUUUCUAUCUGCUGCCUAUUUUGUUUUCUAUAUCUAUGUGCGGGCAGACUCAAAGCACAUCUAUCAUCUAAACAACACGUCUCCAACGCCAGCUGAACGCUACAACCGCUGCCCAUUUGCUGAGAGUCGGGACUGGAACCGUGCAGCUAUAACCGUUUGUCUUUCAGCAUUGUUUUCUCUAGCUUGUGCAGGACUGCAGUUUUAUGCAAUGCUUAACGCUAUGGGUGUUAUUGGUGGAGAGGAGGUAUUCUACCCUUGGCCCUGGUGGGCUUUCCAGUUUAGCUGUAGACUGUGCGAACUUGGGGUCUGUCUCACCUUAGCUUUAGUGGUUGCUCAACCAGUUUUUUGUUCCGACCAGCUUCCAGCAGCUGGAAGUUGUUGGACUGAACUCCUAGCAUCCAAGUCCCCCAUCCUGCCGGGGACCUACCAGUGGACACUCAGCCAGCAGGAGAAGCUUGCUAUUGUUGACACUGUUGGACUUGGCGAGACAGAAAGCCUUCCACUUUACACUCUGAUGGAUGAGAGACUUGGAAGCAGCCUGAAUGGCUUGGACCUCCUCUACCACAGCAACCGGGCCUUAGUAUAUCGAGAUCUCGACUUGGACUUAGGGUUAUUGGGUUCAGAAAAACCUGAGGAUGGGCGAGGCAGAGAGCCCUCAGGCGGAUCUUCAUUUUCAAGCGACUCCACUGCAGACCUGCGACCCCCUUCACCAAUCAACUUGCGCCGUAGCAUAGACGAAGCACUCUUCAGUGAAGCAUUGUUUCCCAUGAGCCUCUUCAGUCCUGUUAGACCUAUUUGCUGCAGUGACGCAUCUGUCAACAACCACUGGACGCUUCCAAGCAAUGGCCCCUGUGAUCCUCUCUCCACCGACUCCAGUCUUUAUCGAACCUCAUCCUGCCUCGAAAUGGCCUCUCAGCUCCAGUUUUCCGCCAGCCAGUCCCAAGGUGCAGCCACAGAAGGAGCUCCAACAUCUCCUUCCACGGGCUCAUCCUCCAGCAAUUCAUCAGCUGAACGUUGGAGAAGCAGUUCCUCCUCCUGCUCUCUGUACCGUGCCUCUCUUGCUGGCUCCUCUCUUGUUCUUUGCCCAAGUUCAGAGAGACAUACAAGGCAGCUUCCACAGGAAGGCUCACAUGUGGCCUCCCAUAACCCACAAAGACACUACCAAGCUCUGGGAGCUGCCUCACAGGAAAGCCUGAACCUGUCAACAACUGAGACAGAUCGAUCUGUGCAGCAGGAAUUUAUUACGGUUUGCAGACAAAUGGAUUCGUUAAGCAUCUGCAGUGAGACUAUAGAUUUAUAAAAACCCUCUUAAUAAAAUACUCUUAUUAAGAGGGACCUGAAAUGAGUGUCUGCUUUGUGCAGCAAGAUGAUUGGAAUUUUAAAUGGUAUUUGAUAGUGCAUGUCAGCUUUACGUACUUCUUAAACACUAUAGCUGCAAAAAUGUUUCAGGAGGUUUGAUAAGACUUCUUAAGGAUUUAGUGAAUGUUCUCGUGAGUCUAAGUGCCAAGACUGUCAAAAGCCAAGAGACUGUUUGUAAAUUUUACAUGUCUUAUAAAAGCAGAUGAUGCUAGUUAAAUUAAGAGUUACUUUUUAUUAAGUGGUGAUAUAAUAAGGAGGUAUUUGUACAAAUGUUUUUAUGGCAUUCCAACAUUCCAAUAGGUUGUACUGUGACAAAUAUAAGCUCUUACCUGCUACUGUUGUAAUAACCUACAUAAGCUUAGUUAUUAUAACAAAUACUUAGUCUGGAUGUUUUUUCUUUUCCCAAACGUAAACAUCUCAUAUCUACAUAUUUCUCUGAGGUAUGGUGCAGCACUGCCCUCUGCUGGCAUAUUAACAGUAUAUUUUACAUCUGUUUCAAUACAGUGUUGUAAGAGUGUUAGCCCCUUACAGAUUUCAUCAGUUUUUGCUUUUUUGCCACACAUAAAUGUUCCAACAAUAAUCAAACAAAUUUUAACGUUAGGUAACGAUAAAAUACAAAUAUAAAAUUCACUAUUCAAAUGACAUAAAAAAAAAGCUCUCCAAACCAAUCUCACCCUGUAUUUGAACCGCAAACCUUAUAAUUGUGACAACCUUGGUUGCAGUAAGUUCCAUUGAGAGCUUGCAACAACUAGCAGAAAGUUAAGACUUUGACUAUUCCAUUCUUAUAACUUCACUUUAUUUCAUUAUUUUUUCUUUUGUUUGUUUUGAGCAAUUUUAAUUCGAAAUUGCUAGGUAACAGGAUGUAAGCAAGGUGAUUAGUUUCUUGAGGGUCUUGCCAAAAAUGCUUAGCGUGUCACUUCAACCAGUGCUCAUUUUACACAUACAUAAAAUCAUUGGAGGAUAUACUGUAUGCUAAGAAUUUAAAAGAAAUUGUGAGAACUCACAGAUAUCUGUUCAAUCACUUGGAGAGAUGGAUGCUGCUGUUCCUUCUUCUGGUUAAGGGAGGCAGAAAAUACAAAGUAAAGUAUUUCUUUAGACUUGGAAGUGGACUCCCCCGUUGCUGUAGAUGGUGAUGGAAGUGGGUCAUGAAUGAACUGAAAUGGAAAACAAAGAAGCACAGCAUGCUACAAAGACUAUAAAACUAUACCGUAUAAUCAGUUCCAAUUGAGGAUAUCAAACUUACAGUUCACUGGAAUUCAAGAUGCAAUGUUCCGUCCUUCAACUUUAGUGCAUGCAACUUGCAGCAAUCCUACAUAGGUAAAAGAAAAUAUUUACAACAAGGAUAAUAUAAUCUUAAAAGCCUUUGUUGUAUAAUUAAGAGUUUUAUUUAAUUACACAGUGGCAAUAAAUUAACAUCGUUAAAAAAGAGAGGGGUACAAUUUGUUGAAGUCUGUGUAAUGACUAUUAGAGCUACAUUUACAGCAUAAUAUAGGAAACAAAGUUAGAUGCUCAAAAGACCUCUUAGAGCACAAAAAGUAGGAUAAAACAAUUUCCACAGUCACUGUACGUUGUCUAAAUUUCUUGCCAGUAAUUGAAUUUUGUAACUUUGAGAGUUAAAAAUUGCUGGAGUCAGAUAAAAAGUAUUGUCCAGGUAAGCUGGUUUUUAUCCUUUUAGCAUUUUACCUGAGGAAGUUCACUACCCAACAGAAGCAGGUCAUGCUAACCUGCUCUGUGCCUAAAUUAGUUUAUGUGUUAAGUCAACAUUACUUACUUACAUGUGUUAGUUUCUGUAGGGAUUUUUUAUAACACUAAAAAGGUAUAUUUACGUUGAAAAUGCCGCUCUCCCUAUUUUUGAUGAGUCGCAGCUGCGCUAGUUGAGGGUUCUAGAAAUGGGGCCCCUUCAGGGAGUUCCGCGUAAGUCGACCACUGUGGUUGAAAACUCGGCUCAUCGUCGCGGCUCCGUGGCGCUUCGAAGACAGUCAGCCCUCGGGAACCCGCUGUAAGCCAGUCUUGUAGCACCCCUGUGUGGGGAGCUCUGGUCUCACCAGCCUGCAGAUUAUUUUCCUAAACUCUUUUUGAAAUUUUUAAUUUCAAUAUGGGUGACUAUUUUAUGGCCACGUUCGGCUAAGCUAGUAGCUCAGUCUGCUGUUAGCUCAGUAAAAUUGAUCAAAAUGCACAUUUCCCAAGACAGAAAUCAGGAUGAGGUCUGGGUAAUAUAAAGUGAAUCAUGAAUUGUGUCAACAGCGUAUUCAUGUUCUAACACAGAUUGGUUUCGAUAGCUAGUUUCCUUUACUAAAUUAAAAGUUUGAUUACUGGGUUCUCAGUUUGCUCUGGUUGUCUUUGUCAGAACCAUUUCGUUUGAUUAACCAAAACAUUUCUGUGUGACAAAAAAACAUGAGAUCUACUUUUUCACGGCACUGUACAAUCCUGACUGGCAUAUUAAUUUAAGUUGAAAUAAAGCGUUAAAUAUUUGUCGUCUUUUUCUUAAAAUUAAACCUAAAUCUGAUUGAAAAGAAAUGAAAGACAGGAGCUCAUGCACAGUAUUGUAUUUAUUUAUUUAUUUUAACAUAUUAAAAACAGCAAAAGCAACUUUCCUCUUAUGAGUGUUUUUACUGUAAACAUAUCCUAAAGUGAUCUUCCUCAAAAUCCCCUGAUGGAUAAUAACUGAAGAUUUUCCCAUCAGUUUACAAAAAAAAAAAAAGAGAGAACAUUUGGUUUUUGGUUGCAAAAUGUGUCACUCUGUUGACAAUCGCAGAAAACUGAAUUCAUACAGAGGAGAAACAUUAAUAAAAUGUCAGUUGUGCUUUGUAGAUGGGCUAACAGGACUCAGUACUUCACAAUUAAGACAUUCUGGACAGCUGAAUGACCUGUUUUAAAUAGGGAGUCUGGGAAAAAUGAACAGCAGUUUCUUCAAACUUAUUGAAGGCAUUUGUUUUCUUCAGUUAUAGUCAUGUACAUUUUUCUUUAAAGUCAUUGUAGCUGCAAGCACUGUUAGUUCACCUUGUGUGGGAUGGAGAAACUUCAUUGGGUUAGAGAACAAAUUAAAAACGUACGGUAAAAGUAUGGCAAGGAUAUCCACUUUGAACAAUUUCUAACUCCAACAUCAAACUGAACGACGAACAAAGAUACUCGAACAAAAUGUGUGGCAAGAACGUGUCGCCAUUCACUGAGCCGACAUGUGUCCAUCUCUAUUUCAAGGCAUACCUCUGGUGAACGGAUAAAAACGCAACAAAUCCAUGCCUGACGGGAAAAAAACAGAUGAGCUAACUGCCACACCGGUUUUGGUAUCAAGGUUUAAAAACAAAAAAUAAAAUAAAAAGAAGUGUAGAUACACUUGGCAGUAUGUUUGCGAUCUAAGCAGAAUAGAAACACAGCCACGUUUGGCUCAUUGGAAAAAA
Messenger RNA from Poecilia reticulata (guppy), 7293 nucleotides. RefSeq names its product proline rich transmembrane protein 4b (gene prrt4b). Lineage: Eukaryota; Metazoa; Chordata; Actinopteri; Cyprinodontiformes; Poeciliidae. The record is from RefSeq and is a predicted model, not a curated record.